UCAACUUCCCAGGCCCACCCAAGCCUUAUCCCGCACCAUCGCCACCGCCCCUCGAGCACCGCCCGACUCGCUCCCCAACGUCUUCCUAUUUCCCCACCCCAUGUCACAACACCGACUCCCUCCCCCCUAAAUUGUAACCCUAAUCUUCUCCAGCCCAUCCCUCUCCACGCCGCCGAAACAAUGGCCACCGCCGCCGGAUCGGCGGAGCGCCGCCCCGGCCAUCCGGCGCUGGCGUCGCGGAAGUCCGCCCCCGGCCACCCCUGGUCCCACAUCGAGACCGCUCACCUGAUCGACGCCUACGAGGAGCGGUGGUACGCUCUGAAGCGCGGCCAGCUCAAGGCCCGGCAGUGGGAGGACGUCGCCGUCGCAGUUGCCGGACGCUGCGGUCUCGACGAGCCAUCCAAGACUGGCACCCAGUGUCGUCACAAGGUCGAGAAGCUCCGCAAGCGCUACCGCGCCGAGCGCCUCCGCCCCGUCCCCUCCGCCUGGCCCUUCUUUAACCGCAUGGAGCGCAUGGAGCGCGGGCCCCUCCCUAUCACCUUCCGGCCCCCGCCGCCUCCUCCCGCCGCCCAGUCCACCGACGAGGACGAGGACGACGACGACGACCAUGAGGACGAGGAUGAGGACGAGCGGAACAACACCCGAAGCAUCAACGGGAUUCUUCGGGAUUCCAGCUGGAAUUCCUCUAGGGUUGCGAGGAGCCUCGUACCUCCCAAAAUGAGAGGUUUUGAGAUGGUGGCUGACGACGAGGAAGAAAACGACGAAGAUGAAUCAGAGGAGGAGGCAGCGGAUGGCGCAGGUGAAGCGGAGGCCUUGUCGCAGAUGGCGGCCGUGGUGAGGGGAUUCGGCGACCGCUUGGUGCGGAUGGAAAAGAGGAGAAGGGAACUGAUGCGGGAGAUGAAGAGGGAUUGGAUGGAGAUGGAGACGAAGAGAGCGGAGAUGCUGAUGGAAUCACAGCGGUGCCUCCUGGAGAAGAUAGCCGGUGCUUUCCCAUCGGCCAAGAAGCCCAAGAAGUCUCAUAAUCUAUAGGCUGCAACAAAAGCACAAGAAAAUAGAAUUCUGCAGAACUCGGAUUUCUCGAUACCUCUGUUGGGACUUCAAACAAACAGGAUGACUGAAACCCGAGUUUCUCUAUUCCGAUGUCUUUCGACUCUCUAAUUGCCAAUGCAGAUUUUUGUUCGUCAGAAUCGAGCUUCCAGCAAGUGUUGGAAGUGGUUAGCUGCAUCUUAUGUUCUGCAGUCCACUGAGUUGUGCGUUUCUUCAGGUUCUAUAGAUUUCAUAUCAGUCCUUGAACUGCAUUGAGUGCUCAAGUCAACUGCAGUCUGCUUCUUUGGGAGUUUUGCAGCCAGCAGUGACCUUGAUGCGAUCUUGGAUUCAAGAAAACAUGUUAUACAGGUUUGUCUUAAGAGGAGCUUUUAUGCUAAUUGUAAGACCAGAUGGAG
Musa acuminata AAA Group (dessert banana) is the source of this 1442-nucleotide messenger RNA. Its product is annotated as trihelix transcription factor ENAP1-like. Bases 181 to 1029 code for a protein of 282 amino acids. Gene Ontology annotation, cellular component: nucleus. NCBI's taxonomy places the organism in Eukaryota, Viridiplantae, Streptophyta, Magnoliopsida, Zingiberales, Musaceae. The transcript has 2 exons. The record is from RefSeq and is a predicted model, not a curated record. Gene Ontology annotation, molecular function: transcription cis-regulatory region binding.